AUUUGUUUUCAACUCAUGCACUGACCGAGUUCUUUGACAACAACAACAGCAACAAGUGAAAGCAACAGCUGCCAAAAUGGAUGCAGAGGCCACAGUGCAAACGCCCACAAAGCAGAGCAACAACAAUAAUAAUAAUAAUAAUGCAAAGGCAACAACAAUUGGCAACGAGGAAGGCGCUGUGAGCGCUGUGGCUGCCAAGGAUAAUGAGAACUAUCAUCCACCUACAAGCUAUCUGGAGACCAUAGUGCACCUGUUCAAGGGCAACAUAGGACCCGGACUGUUUGCCAUGGGCGAUGCCUUCAAGAACGGCGGGCUGCUGCUCGCUCCAGUGCUGACCGUGCUCAUUGCCAUUGUCUGCAUUCAUUGCCAGCAUGUGCUCAUUGCCUGCUCGAGCAAGAUGCGACUGCAGCGCGGGGAUGCAAAGUGCGCGGACUAUGCGCUGACUGUGGAGCAGUGCUUCGAGCUGGGACCGCCGAAGCUGCGUGGCUGGUCGCGCACAAUGGGCAGACUGGUCAACGUUUUCAUAUGUGUCACUCAACUGGGAUUCUGCUGCAUCUAUUUUGUUUUUAUCAGCACCAAUGUGCAGCAGAUACUGCAAGCCUAUGAGAUUAAAGUGGAUGUGCGACUGGUGAUGCUGCUGGCGCUUGCUCCGGUGCUGCUCACUUCGCUGAUAACCAAUUUGAAGUGGCUGACGCCAGUGUCGCUGUUCGCCAAUGUCUGCAUGAUCCUGGGUCUGGCCAUUACGCUUUAUUAUGCGCUCAAGGAUGGACUGCCGGAGGUGCGGGAACGCGCCUACUGGACCAAUGGCUCCCAGCUGGCAUUGUUCUUUGGCACCGCCAUCUUUGCCUUCGAGGGCAUUGCACUGGUGUUGCCACUGAAGAAUGCCAUGCGCCAGCCGCGCCAGUUUGAGAGCAAGCUGGGUGUGCUCAAUGUGGGCAUGUUCCUGGUCUCCGUCAUGUUCAUGUUUGCCGGCAGCGUGGGCUACAUGAAGUGGGGCGAGCAGGUUGGCGGCAGCUUGACGCUGAAUUUGGGCGAUACCAUCUUGGCGCAGUCGGUUAAGCUGAUGGUCUCGGCCGGCGUGCUGCUUGGCUAUCCGCUGCAGUUCUUUGUGGCCGUUCAGGUGAUGUGGCCAGGCGCCAAGCAGCUGUGCCAGCUCCAAGGACGCUCUCUGGCCGGUGAGCUGCUCUUUCGCACUUUGCUGGUGUUGCUCACGCUGGCCAUUGCGGAGCUGGUGCCUGCUCUAGGACUUGUCAUCUCUUUAAUUGGCGCGCUCUGCUCCACCGCCUUGGCUUUGGUAUUUCCACCCGUCAUCGAGCUCAUUGCACGCAGUGAGAACAACAAGGGGCCCGGCAUUUGGAUUUGUCUCAAGAACCUCGUCAUAUUGCUGCUCGCUUUGCUGGGCUUCUUCACCGGCUCCUAUGAGAGUCUCAAUCAGAUCAUCAAAGGAUUUAAGCAGCUACACUGAGAUUCGCUCUGCACAGUUUAGUAGUUUAGCUUUGAUUAGUUUAAGCAUUCAUUGUGCCAUCUUAUUUAAUUGUAAGCAAUGUUUUUUUUUUUAGAAGCAGAGAGCGCGCGCAUUUGUCAUACUACAAAUUAUUUUU
Molecule: messenger RNA, 1601 nt
Organism: Drosophila busckii
Lineage: Eukaryota; Metazoa; Arthropoda; Insecta; Diptera; Drosophilidae
Product: proton-coupled amino acid transporter 4
Exons: 6
Coding region: 77-1465 (462 amino acids)
Biological process (GO): amino acid transmembrane transport
Cellular component (GO): vacuolar membrane
Molecular function (GO): amino acid transmembrane transporter activity
Source: RefSeq, a predicted model, not a curated record